Messenger RNA from Leptosia nina, 369 nucleotides. The record is from the annotation of a GenBank genome assembly. NCBI's taxonomy places the organism in Eukaryota, Metazoa, Arthropoda, Insecta, Lepidoptera, Pieridae.
AUGUUAAAUGAAGCCUUUUUCUCAGGCCUAUGGGCCUCUGCAGGCAAUACAUUAGGAAAGCUAGCGGGAACACAUUCAAUAGUAGGUGACAGUUAUGUGAUUUGGGCAAUAAUUCUCAUCAUUAUGGUGUUGGUGAACACAUGGAGUCUGAGACAUUACAUGAGGUCACUUGAUGCAGCUCCAAGUACUGUUGUACCUACUGUGGUGUCCUCGGCAUCCAGCUAUGUCCUAUCGGGUUUAUUAGGCAUCAUCCUUUUUAAUGAGUCCACUUCAAUGAAAUGGUGGUUUGGUGCUUUACUUAUUAUAGCUGGACUGGUGUUAGUAUCUCUUCCACGCUCAAAGUCAAAACAUGUCUCCGCCAGAUCAUGA